Messenger RNA from Diprion similis, 3298 nucleotides. RefSeq lists its product as uncharacterized. The transcript is spliced from 6 exons. The coding region runs from base 699 to 3014 and encodes 771 amino acids. Lineage: Eukaryota; Metazoa; Arthropoda; Insecta; Hymenoptera; Diprionidae. The record is from RefSeq and is a predicted model, not a curated record.
GUCGCUCCUGUAUUCCCAUAUUACUAUUCCUGAUGAGUGAGAACAUAAUUUACGCGCGUAAAAAAGAGGACCAGUAUUGUGGAACUUGUAAAUACCUGACAGUGUUGAGGUCUGAAUCUGGAUCACAGUGCGAGCUUCAGUUUGAGCUAAAAGCGUUUGAGCGACUUGGGCUCUUGCGCUGUAUCGAAGACGUCCCGAAAUAAUCCGGUGCAGCAAGCAGCGGCUUUGUACAUCCGGCAUACAAUUUCAGCCUCACGUUAUCUAUUGUCUAUUAAUAAUCCUUUCUGAAGUAUCGGACAACUGUUGGAUAGAAUAAGCAAACGCCGACAAAAAAAUGAGGCUGCACGUGGCGCAGGAUCCAGCUGCAGGUGCCCCGGAAGAUGGUCAAAACUGAUUAAAGGAUUACACACACGGUGAACCACGCGAUGAAUUUUAUACAUAUAUGCAGUGAAAAAGUAUAGUGAGAUAAGUGGAAACGUGGUAUAUCUUACCAACAAUAUCCGUCGACAAAAUAUCUGAGUAAAGAAACGGAUAGAGAGAAAGAGAGAGAGAGAGAUAUACACACACACGUGUAAGAAGAGAAUUCUGCAAGGGAAACUUGGAGACAUUUUUAUCCAGGCGAUGCGGUUGGCGGUGCGGACGACUUUCGAAGCCAGCAAGAAAGCCGGUCGUCUUCGUUAAACGCUACCAUUUCCAAAAUGCGAAGCGAAGUUAGCGAAUGGCUGGCCACGUGUGUCGGGUCACCUAUAUGCGUUCUUUUGCUUUCCUGGACUCUUUUGAUCUACCAGAACCAGCCGUCAUCGAGUAAGCGGAGAAUCGAUCUCUUAGUGGUCGCCGUACUCGCCCAGAGCCUCAUUCACCAACUGGCCCUGCUUUUCUACGCCAUUCUUAAGCUUAUAAGACCAGUCAAUCAUUUUGGAGAAUUAUGCUCAACUUUGGUAUGGAUGCUGAACUCGUCGAGCAUAUUACAAGAGUUGUCGCUAACGACCAUUGCAAUUUUCGCCGCAAUAAGCUGCGAGGAAGUGACGAAGAAUCACUUGAAGUAUCACUUGUUGAGCAUGAGCAUUCUGUCGGCCUGCAUUGGCGUGACAGGUGUCCUGAACUUCCAGCCAGACACCUGCGUCUUCGUUGCUCACGAACUCUCGCCUAAGUAUGGGAUCUUCUUCAACUCCUUGCGAGGUCUGCUCAUGUUGACGUCGAUCCUGAGCCUCUUCGUGACCUUCUACAAAGACAUAUGCGCGAAACCGAAGAACGAGCUCCUGAAAAGUGUCUCCGACUUGUCUGACCUCAGCUCGAAAAACUCAUCAGGCUUCGAGUGUCCUCAGGAUCGGACUUGGGACCCCUCGAGUGUGUCCUGCACGAGCAGUUCGACGAACAGCAGAGCCUGCCUUAGGAAGAAAAAAGUGGUGGAUGAGAACAACAGCCAUUCAACGGUCUACAGCGUUCUGUUUGUCUGCUAUAUCUGCAACCACAUUCCAGUGCUGGUCAUCUCCAUAAGACCGGAACUACUGCGGGGCUUUUGUACACCACAAAAUAUAGCCACGUGGCUACCGCUACUUCAGGAUGUUUUACUUCCAAUCUGUUUGGCUAUUUUCGACAAGAUGUUCUGCCACUACGUUGCCAAAGUUUACACGAAGCAGGAUCACGCAGGGAAAUUAUCACACGGUGGUAUCGAUGGAAAAUUCAGACAUUUCGAACAGGACGCCGAGUAUAAGUUGCAGUUAAAUUUGAAUCAUGGCUUAAAAUUUCCACUAACUAAUGGGAGUCUCUAUGGAAGGUUGCAUAACCACCAAAAUAGAGGAAGAAACGGUACAAUAACGAUGGGAAUACAGCACUACCCAAGGUCACAGUCUCACGAUGAAAAUGCCUACUCGUCUCUCCCGGCGGAGUUGACCUCGUUCACAAGUUCGACGUUUGAGCCCCGUAAAGACUCGAGGAUAGGCUCGCAGAAGGGAAAGGUUUCCAGCGACCAGCAACAGCAGCAGAAGCCGGACAGAAUCCGGAUAAACGAGAACUUCGAGUUCGGCAGCAAGCGCAAGAUUAGCAGCACGGACGUCUUUGGUCAGAACAUGGAGAACCUGGUGCAGCUCGACGACGGCGUCGCUGCGAUCGCCAGACCGGGAUUCGGGCCCGGAAACGGUCCUCGAAAUCACUACAUAAAGGGAAGUCUGGGUCAGAUAUGCGAAGAGGGUCCUCGUCUUCACGCCCCGAAGGUCACAGUCGGCCUCGAGAAUUGUUCAAGGCUGGAGAAAAGCCUGGACGCAAAGUUCAAGUACAACUCGUGCACGGAGAUCCAUGAGAUACCGAAUCGCGCCAGGAAGCCGAUGCGCAGGAACCAGAGCUUCGACGAGUCCAGCGGAAACGCGGUCUGCGGUCCCGAGGGCGAUUCACGGACCUACGUCAAGGGCAAGGGAUGCUACCCGUCCGUCUUCGAGCUCCAUUACAGCGGCGUCGAGGCCUCCGGAGGCUACGAUACUUCCGACGACGAGAGCUGCGACCUCAACGAAGAAUUCCGGGACUUCGGAGACACGAUUAGCUCGUGCAGAAGCUGCUGCUCAGUGACAACCGUCGCCAACGACGACUUCGAGUUCUACCAACGUCAGGAACCCGCGAGGGCGGAUAUCGACGGCUCGAAGAGAACCGGAAACUCCGAUGCCUGCAGCAGCAUGCGGUCAUUUACGCCGAAGAUUAUAGACAAAAAAUCUUCCAAGUCCUCAAAAACUGCCGCUUCCGUUUCUGCUGAUAAUUCACCCGGCUCAAGGGACGCCCGGAAUUUUACCAAGCCAACGAUACAUUCGUAUCAUUUGAAGAACAAAAUAGCCGCUGGAUACUCGAUGAAUGAUCUCGACAAAUUAACUGUCAGUGACAAAGCGCUUGCUUUAUCCGCUGAAAGUCUUCGCAAUAUACUGAGAGAUUCUGGUGUCAGCUAUCUGGAUAACGGAGAACUUUGCAGACACGACAUAGGCGGCUCAGCCCCUGACUUUAAAAGAAUAUUCGUCUCCGAGUUUAUCUGAAUUAUGACUAAAUUUGGAAAUUAUUUGGAGACUUGAUAUCUGCUGUUUUGCCUUUUUCACGCAGUAUCGUAUUAUGAUAGAGUUGUGUUUGCGUAUGCAGGAAUAUGUAUUAUGUAUGUACAUAACUAUUUUCACAUUACAAUAUAAUAUCAUCGAUUGUUUGUAUUCGUUGAGCGUUCUUUUUUUAAACGUGUAAAUAUUCCGUGUAUAUUUGUACUUUAUUAUUACUAUUAUUAUUAGUAUUAUUACAUAUUAUUUAAAUAAAGCAUAUAUCGCUUUUUCUU